GGGCGGGCCGGUUGGCGGCGGCGGCGCGGCGCUGCGCUGACUGGGCUGGGCCGGGCAGCGGCAGCGACGGCUGAGGUGGUUAAAGAGGCCACUGAGGCGCUGACUGAGUGGCCGGCAGGCGCCUGUAGCCUCGAGCAGCCGCUUCGUGCCGCUCGGCACUCCGCGGGCAGCGGUGGGCCGCGGUGCGCAGCCUGCCAGGGAGCUGCGGCGGGCACACCCCGGCGGCGGCGACAGCGGACAGGUUAGAGUGGGGGCAGGGACGGUCGCGGGAGCAGUCGGGGGCCGGAGAGGGAGCCCGAGCCAGGCCAUCUCCAACCAUGUCCGACGAAGCGUCAGCCACCACUUCGUACGAGAAGUUUCUAACCCCCGAGGAGCCCUUCCCGCUUCUGGGACCCCCUCGCGGGGUGGGCACCUGCCCGAGCGAGGAGCCGGGCUGCCUGGACAUCAGCGACUUCGGCUGCCAGCUCUCGUCUUGCCAUCGCACGGAUCCGCUCCACCGCUUCCACACCAACAGGUGGAACUUAACUUCCUGUGGAACAAGUGUGGCCAGCUCAGAAUGCAGUGAGGAGCUGUUUUCAUCAGUUUCUGUUGGAGAUCAAGAUGAUUGCUAUUCCCUAUUAGAUGAUCAGGACUUCACGUCUUUUGAUUUAUUCCCUGAGGGGAGUGUCUGCAGUGAUGUCUCUUCUUCUAUUAGCACAUACUGGGAUUGGUCAGAUAGCGAAUUUGAAUGGCAGUUACCAGGCAGUGACAUUGCCAGUGGGAGUGAUGUACUUUCUGAUGUCAUACCCAGUAUUCCAUGUUCACCUUGCCUGCUUCCUAAAAAGAAAAACAAGCACCGGAAUUUAGAUGAACUUCCUUGGAGUGCAAUGACAAAUGAUGAACAGGUGGAAUAUAUUGAGUAUCUGAGUCGUAAAGUCAGUACUGAGAUGGGUCUUCGGGAGCAACUUGAUAUUAUUAAAAUAAUUGAUCCUUCUGCUCAAAUCUCCCCUACAGACAGUGAGUUUAUUAUUGAACUUAACUGUCUCACAGAUGAAAAACUGAAGCAGGUCAGAAACUAUAUCAAGGAGCAUAGCCCUCGCCUACGGCCUGCAAGAGAGGCCUGGAAGAGAAGCAACUUUAGUUGCGCAAGCACCAGUGGAGUGAGCGGUGCCAGUGCCAGUGCCAGCAGCAGCAGUGCCAGCAUGGUCAGUUCUGCAAGCAGCAGUGGGUCCAGUGUUGGAAACUCUGCUUCAAACUCCAGUGCCAACAUGAGUCGAGCACACAGUGACAGCAACUUGUCUGCAAGUGCAGCAGAGCGGAUUCGGGAUUCAAAAAAGCGAUCCAAGCAGCGGAAGUUACAGCAGAAGGCCUUGCGCAAGAGGCAGCUGAAAGAGCAGAGGCAGGCUCGGAAGGAGAGGCUCAGUGGGCUAUUCCUUAAUGAAGAAGUGCUGUCCUUGAAAGUGACUGAGGAAGACCACGAAGCAGAUGUAGAUGUUUUGAUGUAAUAAGGGUGAAUUUAUCCGCGUUCUUUCUAAGCAUUAUUCUAUCCUUAUUUGUUUACAUGCAUCUUGACCAAACUUUUGUUGGUUAGGGCUGUGCUGAUGUACUAUUCAUAAUUUAGGUCUGUGGUUCUCAGCAGGUGGUCCUCAGACCAGCAGCUUCAGCAUCAGCUGAGAAGUUAUUAGAAAUGCAUACUCUUGGGCCCCACCCCAGACCUAGUGAAUCAGAAAUGCUGUGGGAGGGGCCUAGCAUUGUGUUUUAACAGGCACUAGGUUAUUCUGCCACACACUCUAGUGUUAAGAACCACUGAUUUAGUAAAUGUUUUGACUAUUUAAACUUCAGGGUGGUUAAGUGGGCUUUUUCAAAGACUAGUACUUUUACAGUUUAGAAGACUUUAAGGUACUGCUGACAAAUAGUCUAUUAUGUCAGUAUACAUAUGUAGAGAUCAUAAUUCAGUUUCCUUCUUAAUGUUAUGAUUUCUUAGUUUAGUUUUUCUAAAGGGCCGUAGCAUAAUUCUCAAUUCCUAGUGGACAUCUUUUUUCCAGGUUGGGGUAGGGUGUGGAUUGCUGUUUACAAUAGUGCCUUCAUUAGGUUUAGUUCUAUCUGUUUUCAUUCAUUAUUAACUCAAAGGUGUAAAAUCAGGCCCUGAUAUCUUUCGUUAGGUUUGUUUUUGUUUUUCACUUUAUGUAAAUUCAGAAUCCUUUCUGCAAGUGAUGACUACUGAGAAAAUAAUGUUACUAGUGGCUGAAUUUUAGACUUGAUGCUAUGUUGAUUAAUAUUCAAAUGGAGAAAUCAAUUAAGCAAAACAACCAAUUCUACUUUUCCACUGCUUUUUGAAAUUUUAGGCUGUGAAACGGUUUUAAAGGCAGAAAAUAUCUCUAUCAAGUUCUUUUGUAGGUCUUUUUAUUUUCAGCACAGCUCUAAUUUUUAACUAUUUGGUGUAACAGCUUCUGGCAUGUGAACAGGUUAAUGUUCAAAAUUAACUAAAGAAAACCCUUACAGUUCUGCUAAACUCUAUAAAUCGCUAGAAAUACAGAGCAGUGAGAUAUUAAAAAAAACUUAGCUUCUUGGCUACUAAUAGAACUCUAAUUUUAAAUGUGAACUCAUGGAGUCUCUUUAAAUGUUUUCAUGGAGAGUUUGUUAUGAACAUUAGAAGUAGUGUGAUUCCUUUUAUUUUUCCACAAAUCUUUAAACAUUCACAUGGGUUAAAAAAAAAAGGAAACUGAUACUACUGACAAUCAAGCUGCUUUCUGACUUUCAUAAUUUUCUUUUUGUUGUGGAAACUUGGGAGGUAAUCAUAAUUUUGUAGGAGGAGUUGUAAUCAAUAAUUUUUUAAACUCUAGAGUCAGCGGUUGAUAGAGUCCUACUUUUUUUUUUUUUACAUUGUAUCAUAUCAAGUAACCUGUUAAAAAGAUUAACAACUUAGAUUCUUAAUUCUCAGUUGAUAGAAAGGCUUAACCUUUUCUUACAGUCAUGUGUUUUGAAAUUUUGAUUUUAUUUUGGUUCCCUGAAGGUUAAAGAAUUGAAACUGAGGAAAAAAUAGAUAUAUUGCAGCUUUGCUGAGGACUGUGGUAUGGUUGUAACAUUUCGAAGACUACUAAAUUCAUACUUCAAAUUUUUACUAAAAAGUAUAUACGUAUAUAUGGUUAUCAGUUGGAGUAGUCCUUCUGACUUUCCUCUUACCCCCUGUUUGUGCUUCUAACUAGCUUAGAGGGCCCAAAGAGAGCUUGGGGAUAGAUCCCAGAAUAUUCUGAGGAAGACAGAAAGGGUCCACCUCGUUGUUUUCCCUUCCAAAUAUAUUAAGAGUAAAUGGAGAGAAGAGCAAAUACAGGUGAAUUCUCUACCUGCUCUUAGCAAAAGCAAAAUUCCAGGGAAUGAUUGCCUGUUCUCUUUACCUACUCUUCAAGGAAAACAGGCUACUUUUGGAGAUCAUAGAGCAGCAUUUAUCUAUUAAACACUUGGCAACAGUUUACUUGACAGUGACCAGUAGAAGAAAAUGCUAAUAAGACCAAUUCCUCUAUUCUCCCAACAAUCACGUAGUCUUACUACCCUAGAUUUAACUUAAGUCACUAUUAAACAAGUUUACCAAAGCACCACAGAGCCAAUUUUUAAAGUUUAUAAAGGUUUGAGUGUUUAUAGUAAAGUGCGCCAUGAAAUUUUGUGUAAACUGGAUGCGCUGUUUUUACGGUACCAUAAAUUAGAGAUAGCUCAUUAAGUUGGCUUGGAAGAGAUUGAAAGAAUGAAAAGAAAAGAAAUUAAGCAACUUGGGUUUGCUUAUCAUCGAAGAGGGAGAUUACAAAGUUUUUCUCUACCUACCCCCCCACAAAUAAACAGCAGAAAAAGACAAAAAAUUCUCAUCUUUGUUAAUGUGCUAUACUUUUUUUUGGUUUUAUUGCCUCCUGUAGGUAAUUGAAGUUUGAAUUCUUUCUUGGAAUAAGUAAUAAAUUCAGUCUGGUCUCUUUCUGAGUUCAAUUUAAAACAAAUCCAACUCAAUAUUUAUUUCUUUUUAAAUAUAAACCCCAACUAACCAAUUAAUAAAAAUGUGAGAUUUAUUUGCUCCAAUGUCAGUUCUCAUCUGUAGAGAGUUGAUGUUGGAGCAAAUAAGUCUUUCCUUUUAAAAAUCAGCCUUCUUAACUGAGGGCAUGAUAAAAAAUAAGCCUUGUUAAUUAAGGGCAUGAUAAAGUCACAUCAGAUUUAUCCAGAAACAUUUUAUUAGAGAUCUCGUAUGUAUGUCAAUUAUAUCUGAACAAAACUGAAAAAAAAAGAUUUCGUAGAAGCCUGUCAGUCCCUACCACAGCUUUUAAAAGUGUGAACCUUGAGUUUAAACAAAAUGGCAUGUCUUUUUCCACAGUUUUGCAAUGGAGUUAAAGUAAGGCAAUGUAGUAUAAUGUGUAGUGGAGUAUAAAGGGCUAAUUCAUUCUAUCCCAAGAAGAACUUAGAGUAAAAUAACUUUUUUUUUUCUUGAGACUUGUCUUAUUUUUAGUUAGGUGUGUUGGCAGUUUUGUCCGUUUCGUCAGUCCUUUGGGUUAACUAGAUAUUGCUGAAUUAAUCCCAGAAACUGACUUGUAAUUCGAUGACUCCAUGAAUUGGGUGGACAUUUCAUUUUAUUUAGCUCUUAAAAGUGCUAAAACCCCUCAUGAAGGAAAAAUUUCAAGAAACUAUAGUAUAAAGGUAUCCAGAUUCUGAUGAGCUUUAAAAAUUGUGAAAUUGAUCAAAUGUCUUCAUAUUUAAGCCAAAAAUGUUAGUACAUGACAAAUAUAGAAGUCUUGUUCCCAGGAUUCUCUAGCAGAAUUUUUUGUUAGUGGCUUACUCUAUAUAGCCUCAUGUGCCUUAAAGGUGAACUCUGUACUUUUCGUCAAUAUCAGGCUGUUCCAAACUCAAAAGUAAUCUAAAUGUUGUAAUUCGUUUUAUAAAAUGCCCAUGCUGUUGGAUAUCAGUAAGCAAAGGCAUUAAAUCAAACCACGUAAUCAAUGAUAAGAGUGUAUAACAAAACAAAAACCUUCAGAUCUCAAGUUUCAUUUGCAUAACUUGAUUUUUGGCCCAGCUAGGUCAUGGAAGAACAUUGAAGUCAACUAAAGUAUAGCUUAAUGUAUUCUUUUAUUUUUUCCCCUGAAAAAAGUCAUAAACCAGAAUACUUUUUUUUUUUUGGCUACGCUGUGUGGCUUGCGGGAUCUUAGUUCCCCGACCAGGGAUUGAACCCGGGUCCUCGGCAGUGAAAGCGCAGAGUCGUAACCACUGGACUGACAGGGAAUUCCCGAGAAUACUUUUUAAAACCAGAUAACUCUGGAAAGAUAAUUUUCAAGGCAAAAGUACUUCAAGAACAGAGAUUAUAUAGCAAGUUGAUUCUCUUGUUAACUUUAGGAAUUCUUUGUAUUCAUUCAUGUAAUAGCUGAACAUUCCUUUUCCCUUUAACAAAUUACCUUUUAGCACUUCUAUCUAGAAGAAAAAACGUUUGCUUCGAAUUGGGAGGGGGUUACUUAAAGUCAGUAUAUAGUUUGAGAUGGUUGAUAGGAAAAUUUCCAGUUACAUUCAAAUAGUAGUAGUGAUGUUGAUUACACUGACAUUCAACAUGUCUAAACUUAGAGGUAAAUUUAAUCCUUAAAAGGACUAUUAGGUAGAAAAUAAGUAUUUGUAUACACAUGUACUGUGGUAACUUUGGAUUCAUUUUAAGUCUGACAAAGUAAGAUAAGUUUUAUCUUUACAAUGGAAUUAUGCUAAGUGGCAGGAGGUAUCUGAGAGAUAUUUAGACCUAGGCAUCCCUGUCAGUAUCUGGAACAUAGCUCCUUAGAAAUGCUUAAUUCUUAUUUCUUUGGAAAAUAACUUACUUAUUUACUUAUUCCAAAAGGCUUAGAAGGAACUAUGAAAAUUCCUCUAGGUUAACUGGCUAUUAAGAGUAAGAAGUCAACUAUACUUUGAUAAAAUUUUUUUUAAGGAUAAAAAAGAGUAAGGAGGUUGCAUGGUAUAGCUGAGUUGACUCACUAAAAUUUUAUUUUCAUAUUUUUUCUAAUAUUAAAAUUAUUUGUUUUCAGCCCCCCUUCACAAUUAUAUUUUAAAUUAAGGUUAUUAAUGUUUUAACCUAGAUCACAUAAUGGUAAAUUAAUUUUUAAUUAGAUAUUCAUACUGAACUUGGAGGAACUGAUUUGGUCUUCUCUGAUUUCAAUAUGUAAUACUUUUUAUUGUUAAAUUUCUUUGUUACAUCUUUGUGGUCAAUGGAACCUGUGGAAAUCUGUGUUCUUUUUUUGUGGUGAGGGAUGAGGGUAGAAAAGAGGAGAGUUGUUCUAAUUAUACAUAUGCAUUUUGACUAUAUAAAGGUAGAUGUAGAAUUAAUAUGUAUAAAUGACAAGUUAACACUUACCUAUUCUGAAUUGUUCUAAGGAACAGUGGCCUGAAGCCAUGGCUUGUUUUGUGGAGCUGCUUGCUCUUUAAUAGUAGCUGACCAAUUGGAUUUAAGUUGAGACUUUGGGGUUAGGUUAUCAAGCUGAGGCUUUUAGGAAUGGAGCAGACCAUGUCUGUUCCUAUAGUGGAUCAAUUUAAUUUCUCCUUUGAGUACUCUAAUUUAGAUAUAGGUAUUAUCCAUUCUAAAUCUUUGUGUUGGGAGUUUUAUAGAACUGUUUUCAAAAGCUAUUAAGGAUAAACACAAGUAUAUGUAAAACAUUUCACAAACGGUUAAAACUUUCAAUUUUUUGUUUUAGUUUCAAAGGUUAGUUAUGUAGCAUCAAUAUCAUAACCAAAGCAAGUAGGAAGUUGACUGGUUUGGAGAAUCUUCAAGUAGUCUUAAAUACUGUAAUGUAUCAGGUUGUUAACCAGGAUUUUUUUCCUGUAUUUCUGCUAAAUGUAUUACUAUAUUAAUGCACUUUUGUAUAUAUAACUGUCUUCUGUACAUUCUGUACUUACUACAGUGUAUAUAAAAGCUGUUUUUCCUGAAGCUGUGAGGGAAAAGCAAUAGCUGUAAUGCAAGUCAUUUCUAUUUUGAGUUUCUUCUUGUACUUGAAAGUAGUAGUUCAGUAGUUAAAUCUAAAUGAGUAUAUAUGGUUGUAAUUAAAAUGGCAAUGUGGCAGAGCUGUCUUUUGAAACUGAUUAUCAGAAUGAAAAGUGUUUUGGUUAUUAAGAACUCUUGUACUAUUUUAAACUGUCUCUUUUGAUGUACCAUGAAUUCUUACAAACCCACUGCUGCUUACUACUUUAUACUUCUGAUUCUACUCCUUUUCAUGUCUCAUCCCAGAACAUUUAUCAACAGAGAAGAAUUUCUCUCUUUUCUUUUGCUCAUGGUUUGGUUAAGGCUUCAUAAACUUUUGUUUUGUGAAAGCUCCAAUUUCCCAAAUGUCAUUGGCAAAUCAUUAUUUUUCCUGGAAAGAUCAGAUUUCUAGAGAGAUUAGCAUUCAUAGUAAGUGAAAAUUAGGUCUAACAUUGUUUCCAAAAAACCAGAUCUAUUUUCCUUAUAUAUUGUUCUAGAGUCUUUUUAAGUUAUAAUUAUAUAAAUGUCUGUGAGCAGUUUUAUGUAUAGGUACAGAAGCAGGUCAGCUUUUCAGCAGCAACUUUAUCUCCUGCCACCAGAGGGAGGUCUGUGGUUGCUCUCUCCUUCGGAAAAUGUCUUAGCUGCUUUUCUUUUGUUUUUAAUUUCAGAGGUUGGAAUUGACCUCAUGCUCAAAAUUCCUUUUGUGAUAUUAAAUGCUUUGAUUUGUUAGUCAAAGGUAAGUUAAUUGAGCUUGUUUAAUAAAGCCAAUAUUCAUGCUUUUCUGUAAUCUUCAAUUUUUAAUAAAUGUGAGUUAGAUAUUAAGUGAA
Messenger RNA from Balaenoptera ricei (Rice's whale), 7761 nucleotides. RefSeq names its product family with sequence similarity 199, X-linked (gene FAM199X). Lineage: Eukaryota; Metazoa; Chordata; Mammalia; Artiodactyla; Balaenopteridae. Bases 318 to 1484 code for a protein of 388 amino acids. The record is from RefSeq and is a predicted model, not a curated record. The transcript has 6 exons.